AUGAUGGGCCUAUAUUUUAUUUUUUUUGCAUUAUUAUCCCAAUUCUCAAUUUGUGGUUGUGGCUUCUGUUCAUUUGUGAAAAUCCUGAGCCAGGAAUUAAUGAAUGGUUUAACUUUGCAGAUUGGGUUCAAAAAGGUUCCAAAAACAGAAAAGAGAAACGAUCAACCAAAAAAAGUGAAGUCAUGGCCUCUCUUCUCAGUCCCUCCGCAGCAAUUUCUUUGCAACCUAAGUUGAAUCGUACAAGUUUUAGUGCAAUCUCUCCAAAUACACCAUUCAAAAAUUCCCAAACUGUUUUGGGCAAUGGGAGAUGUCAAGGGUUAUGUUUCAAGACAAAAGCUACGGGUUCUGUUGAAGGAAGUGUACUUGAGAAAGAAUCAGCUGGUAUCAAUGACAAGAUAGAUUAUGGAGUUAUUGGUGUUCACCAUGUUGGAAUUCUGUGUGAAAACCUGGAAACAUCGCUUCAAUUUUAUCAGAAUAUUUUAGGUCUUGAAAUAAAUGAGGCUAGGCCACAUGAUAAGCUUCCAUACAGAGGUGCUUGGUUGUGGGUGGGUUCUGAGAUGAUUCAUUUGAUGGAACUUCCAAAUCCAGACCCCUUAACCGGAAGACCUGAACAUGGGGGCCGAGACCGUCAUGCUUGUAUUGCAAUUCGGGAUGUAUCUAAGCUGCAAGCAAUCCUUGACAAUGCUGGUAUUCCCUACACACUUAGCCGAUCUGGUAGGCCAGCAAUCUUUACACGAGAUCCAGAUGCUAAUGCACUAGAAUUUACACAAGUUGAUGUCUGAGAUGUUUUGGCAUUCAAAGCUUGGAUUUCUAGAGAUAUCCCAGGUCCCUUUCUCUCCCAGGAUAAAAAAAAAAUGUACAUAAUAAUCGAUAAUGCCAAGUGUUCAUACCAUGCCAUUGGGACUGGCAACUUGCUAUAGAUGAACAAGGAUGUAAUAACCAAAUCCCGAAUCAGCUUGCUUGAAUUUCCCAGUGGGUUUUUGGGAUGAUGAUCAAAAUCAUAUCAGUCAGAAAGGCUACAAUUUACGAUCAAAUGAAAUGCUACAAAAUUCUACAGUUGUCAAUAGGAAAGGAUAGUUACUAGUUAUGGAUAUACAUGUAACUGUAUGAAUAUACAGAUGUCUAUUUAUUUUUAUGGGUGGAUAGGCUCCUCAUAUUGCUUGAAUGGCAAUUCAAAAUGUAACCAAACAAGGGAUGAAACGCAAAAAGAUACCAUCUAUGCUA
Messenger RNA from Durio zibethinus, 1224 nucleotides. RefSeq lists its product as uncharacterized. The record is from RefSeq and is a predicted model, not a curated record. NCBI's taxonomy places the organism in Eukaryota, Viridiplantae, Streptophyta, Magnoliopsida, Malvales, Malvaceae.